Candidula unifasciata is the source of this 1554-nucleotide messenger RNA. Lineage: Eukaryota; Metazoa; Mollusca; Gastropoda; Stylommatophora; Geomitridae. The record is from the annotation of a GenBank genome assembly.
AUGUGCACACUAACCCUGGCAGCCGUGGUAACACUGGUGUUUGCGGUAAUACCAUCUGAGAUUACAUCCAAGACUGUGGUGUUUUACCCGCCUCCAGCUACCAGCUACAUUGUCUACCACACCAACGUAGCCGGGGCCCUAGCCAGGCGCGGUCACGAGGUGUGGAUCUGCAUACCAGACUACCUUCUGCAGAGAAAUUUAGUCAAGGAUAACUCUGUCAAAAUUCUAGCAUACGGGAAACAGCUGGGAGACGUUGAGAAACAGAUAUAUGAAAAGACAAGGAUAAUGGAUAAAUUCUGGGCAAAAGAGCCGACGUUCGGAAAGGAGACUUUAUACAGCACAGGUGCAGAAUUAAUAAAAAUCGCUGAUGUUGUUCUUUCUGAUCAAGUAUUUGUGGAUAAGGUGAGACAACUGAAUCCAGAUUUAAUUGUGCUAGAGUCAGUGCCGUUCAAUCUGAACAUGAUUGUGCUCCCGUAUAUGUUGGAUAUUCCUUUCGCUUUCAUUGGAACUAUUCACGAUGUGGUAAUUUCUAAAGUGCCAUUCAGUCCUGCUGUGACACCGUUCCCUAUCAAUACUUCAACCGACAGAAUGACGUUCGUUCAGAGACUGCAAAAUACCAUUUUAUAUCUACUGCGAAUCAAUUUUGAUCUUUUCUACGACAGCGGUCUGAUUGCUAAGUUUGCUCCACACAAACCUUACAUGUCCAUUAACGAUCUGGCCACAAGUGCUGAGGUUUUCAUAGCUGAAAUUGACCAUAUACUGGACUAUCCGCGAACAACUUUGCCAAACACAAAACUGGUAGGAGGAUCUUCUGCUUCAGCUGCGAAACAAUUAGAAGGGGAGUUCAAGAAAUUUGUAGAUACGGCAAAAACUGGCAUUAUCGUCGUGUCUUUUGGUGGGUCUAUACUCGAUUUACCACCGAACAUAGUAUCAAAAUUUAUCUCCGCUUUCAGUAAACUAGACCUUGGAGUGGUGUGGAAAGUAAACAUUACCUCACCAGACCCCAAGCAAAUUCUGACAUCCAAGUGGAUACCACAAAACGAUCUUCUUGGACACGAGAAAACCAAACUGUUUGUUUCCCAUUGUGGAAAGAAUGGACAGUACGAAGCCCUCUACCACGGAGUGCCCAUUCUCUGCCUGCCCGUCUACGGAGAUCAAAGUUAUAACUCGGAAAGAAUUAAAGUUAAACAGUAUGGUCUUCGUGCCGACAUGCGAGAAGCUAGCGCCGACGAGCUGGCAGCCAUGAUGAAAGAAAUAAUUGACAAUGGAACAUACACUGAAAACAUAAAAAAGGCUUCCGAACUUUACCGAGAGUUGUACAAAGUCCCAAAAGAGGAAGCUGCAUACUGGCUGGAUCACGUGAUGAAGUAUGGCGGGGAAUAUAUGAGAUCACCAGGGCAGCAGAUGCCUUGGUAUCAACUUCUUGUGUUAGAUGUAAUUGCCUUUCUCGUCGCCGUUAUUGUUGUCAUCCUCCUUGUGAUCUAUUUCACUGUCAAAAGAUGCUAUAAUUUAUGCAGAAAUAAGCCACGUAAGAUCAAGUCAAAACGGCAAUAA